Molecule: messenger RNA, 2365 nt
Organism: Cuscuta epithymum
Lineage: Eukaryota; Viridiplantae; Streptophyta; Magnoliopsida; Solanales; Convolvulaceae
Source: the annotation of a GenBank genome assembly
GCUUCUUCCAUAUUCCGCAACAGACUUUCGCGCAACAGACCUCCCGUUCCAUAUCGCGCGCCGACCUUCGGCUCUCUGAAGAAAAGUAGUCGUCAGAUAAUGUUGAUUGGUAAAAAUUAUCAGCAUGAUAUCAUCAGCAACCUUCAUGAAAGUUUAAAGCAAAACAUCUUAAUGUAUUUGCCAUUAAAAGAUGCAGCAAGAACUAGUGUACUGUCAAGAAAGUGGAAGGAUAGUUGGACUAAGCUUCCACACCUUAAACUUGAUGAGACUUUGUGGCAAGGACCAAAUGUUGGUGACUAUGAAUUUGCGUUACUUAAAUUUCUUAAAAGCCUCUUCCAUGUUGUACUUUGUCAUAAAGGUCCUAUCACCAAGGUCACACUCUCAAUUCCGGGGAUUAAAAUUUAUCCAGAGAUUGACAGGUUACUGUCCAUCCUAUCAAAAAGAAAUGUUGAGGAACUUGUGCUUCGUGUUUGCAAUGGCGAGUACAGAUUGCCCUCUUCGUUUUUUGGAUGCCGAAAGUUGAAACACAUGACACUUGAUUCGUGUUUGGUUCACCCACCUUGUGGCUUCACUGGAUUUAGGGAACUUGUCUCCAUUGAAAUGUUGGAGGUGACUAUUUGUUCUGAAAGACUUGCAAGUCUUAUUUCUUGCUGCCCUUUACUUGAACACCUGAAACUAAAAGGCUGUUACACUUACGAUGCUCUUGAGAUACAUGCUCCUAGACUUAGGUCCUUUGAGCUUUUAGGUAUCUUGGAAUCUGUUUGUUUCAAGAACACCCCGCUUCUGGAAAAAGUUGUAAUUCGUGCAGAUGACAUGGGUGGGUGUAACACACACUGGAACUCUAGCUUUGAUGAGUUUUUCAGUUCUCUACCGAUGCUUAAAUAUCUGGAUUUCGAUUAUGACUACAUGAAGCGUGUAGCUGGAGGUGGAGCCCCAACUAGACCUAGUUUUGCUGCUGCAGUCCAUCUUAACAUUCUAUUUCUUGGAGGGAUUUCAUUAGAGGAUCUGCAUGAGAUGCUAUGUGUAGUUUUUGUGAUAGGGAUCUCUCCAAAUCUGCAAGAAAUACAAAUCAACCUUGCGGACGACAUUGAUGAUUUUGCAAGUUCUGAGGAAAGCUCCAUUGUCAAAUUGUUGGGCCUUAAAGAAUACUCAUACAUAAAACUGGAUCACUUGAGGAUUGUUACUUUCUUGAACUUUUCUGGGACAAGGAAUCAAAUGGGACUUGCAAAGUUUCUGCUAAUGAGAUCCCCUAGGCUCAAGAAUUUGCUAAUUUCAAGCGAUGCUAAUCUAUCCAGUGAAAGAAAUUUUUAUAUUCUGAAAGAGCUCAGUCGAUUGGAGCGUUCUUCACCAAGUGCCAAGCUUAUUUAUGAUUAGGUGAGAAAAGAGCUAUUAUAUCCAUUAGAUGUCUCUGAAUUUUCUGGAAACCAUUGUGCCAAAGAAAAGAGAGAUAGUGUGCCAAUCUCAUAAAAUGUUGCCGCAAUUUAUCAUAUAUAGUACAAAAAAAGGAGCAAGUAUUCCAUAGUAGAUUUUCAAUAAUUUAGACAUCUUAAGUAAAAAAAGCCAAAAUGGUUCGGAUUGACUGUAAUAUUAGAGUAAAUUUUCCUUUUUGAGAGCAACUUGAAGGGGAAUAAAUGCAAUGCAUUCUUAAAAUAUAUUUUAUUGCUCUGAAGUUUUUUGUUUUUUCUUUAAAAUAGCAAUCCCCAAAAUCUUUCUUAGUUUGGAUAGUGUGGUCUAUUGUUGGGCUCAAAUGCCUGGUCUUGGCUCUUGACUAAUGACUUGUGAUACCAAACAAUAGUGCCUAUUUAAAACUUAUACUUGAUGGUGGUAUACUGGUAAUUAAGUUAGGUUGGUGUUAAUAUAAUUGUAAAACAUGUCUAUGCAUUGAGUAAUACGGAGUACUACCUCCGUUCUGUUCUGUUUAAAUGACACAAUUAUUUAGACAAUAACUAAAUACUCCGUAAGAUAAUUCGAGUAUGUUUUGAGAAAUGAUUUUGAUAGGUAUAUAUAAUACAUUGAGGUUAAUGGUGAUAACUGUGAUGUAAUAGAUGUAUCAUUCAUAUGGAAAAUCAUAUUGAAAUGUCAGACCCAUCCCUCAAUUGACUACAAUUGCAGCAAUUUGGACAAUUGAGGGGUGUCAUAUACAAACUCAAAAAUAUGGGCUGACAUUUCAAUGUGGUGACUAUUUUAGAGACUAAAAGUGUGUUUUUUCCUUGUUAUUUUAAUAUUUGAUGAUUAGAUUGUCAUUUAAGAGUGUUAUUGUUUCUUAAAAUAGAAAUGAGAACUUUUAUAUAGGACGUCCAAAAAAGGAAAGUAAGAACAUUUCUUUGGAACACAGGGAGUAUAAUUUAAAGGCUAAAGGGUCAAA